AUGUCGGGUGUCCAGGUCUUUUAUCUCUGCUCAGAGUGGGCUGGGUUCCAUUUCUUGGUAACAAUGGAGGAGAAUCUGAUGGAGAAGAUGAGAAACUUCAAUCAAGCAGAGGGUGUGGGAAAAAAGGGUAGUGGGACCAGUGAGUCUUCUAUUAGAGGUGAGUCUCCUCCUGACAACCAUGUUUUGGAUUUGGAGAGAGAUAGUGGGGAGGAUAGUAUUGAGAGAGGUAAGGUAGGGAGUGGUUCAACCCCUACUAAACCAUCUCAAGCCCUCACUAAAGAACCCUCUCAUGUUGAUAGUGGGAAUCAACUUGUAGAAGUUGCAACCCAGGAUAUGACGAUAGAAUCGAAAGAUGUCCUCAAAAGGAAAAAAUAUGUUAUUAGGAAAACUAAGCCAAUGAUACCAACUAUCCAUGAGGAUAUGGUGGUUGAGUACCAGAUGUUGAUGUUUGUGAUCUGA
Messenger RNA from Striga asiatica, 459 nucleotides. NCBI's taxonomy places the organism in Eukaryota, Viridiplantae, Streptophyta, Magnoliopsida, Lamiales, Orobanchaceae. The record is from the annotation of a GenBank genome assembly.